AUGUCCCUCUUCCCGACCACCUCAGAGCACUAUAAACCCCAGGUCCCUGGCAGCAGGUCACAGUGGACAGCUGCCAGGUUCCAGGCUACUCGGACCACUGCAGACAUCUUUCCAGGCUGCCCCACCCUGAGCUCCAGACACAAUGAACCUUCCCUCCACAAAGGUCUCCUGCCGCUCCUGCUGCUGCUGCUGCUGCUGCCUCCCGCGCUGCUGUCUCCCGGGGCGGCCGCGCAGCCCCUGCCCGACUGCUGUCGACAGAAGACGUGCUCCUGCCGCCUCUACGAGCUGCUGCACGGCGCGGGCAAUCACGCAGCCGGCAUCCUCACGCUGGGCAAGAGGCGGCCGGGGCCCCCAGGCCUCCAGGGUCGGCUGCAGCGCCUCCUGCAGGCGAGCGGCAACCAUGCGGCCGGCAUCUUGACCAUGGGCCGCCGCGCAGGCGCAGAGUCAGCGCCGCGCCCCUGCGCCGGGCGCCGUUGUCCUGUGGUGGCCGCUACUUCUAUCGCUCCAGGAGGACGGUCAGGGGUCUGAGCCCCACCCUUUCCCUGCUCUCUUCCCUUUGCCCACCUAGUGUCAGCUCCCAGAUAAAUGGCAAUAAAGAGGAGUUCCGAU
Tupaia belangeri chinensis (Chinese tree shrew) is the source of this 609-nucleotide messenger RNA. RefSeq names its product hypocretin neuropeptide precursor (gene HCRT). Gene Ontology annotation, biological process: neuropeptide signaling pathway; response to starvation; regulation of neurotransmitter secretion. Gene Ontology annotation, molecular function: neuropeptide hormone activity; type 2 orexin receptor binding; type 1 orexin receptor binding. Bases 1 to 528 code for a protein of 175 amino acids. Gene Ontology annotation, cellular component: perinuclear region of cytoplasm. Lineage: Eukaryota; Metazoa; Chordata; Mammalia; Scandentia; Tupaiidae. The transcript has 2 exons. The record is from RefSeq and is a predicted model, not a curated record.